CAGGCGUUCGGUAUUGACACUGGUCUGUGGAUUCAUACGUUUAUUGUACAGAUAAAUACUGUGGCGGUAAACCACUAGGGUAUGUUUGUGUCUUUCCGCACCACCUCGACGGCCUCACUCAGGAAUAAUUCCAUGCAUCCAGUGAACGGUCAUGCAAGGCUUCCGUUGUUCCUCUAGCUUUGCUGAUGUGUCGACGAAUGCACACUCGGAGAACAAAGCAUGAUCUCGCACAUUCGCCGCCGUACCUUCACCCACAGAGAGAUCCCAAUCGUCGGUUGUGUAUCUUUCUGCGUGUAUGGCUGGCCUACCAUCUUUGCUGGUCCUUUUGAUAUAGUCGAGCUUUGUCUUGUCAGUGAGACAUUGUCGUGUCAUUGCGCGGAGCACACUUCUUGCUGUCUCGCUAUUUGGGGCGUCCCAGAGAAGUUUCUUGCUGUAGUAGUCCAUCAUUCGCAGCUUUUCUGUUACGGCUCGGUGGUCCUUGUAGAGCUCAUCCAAGAUCGGCUUCAGCGCUGCGCGAGGGUUCUGCUCAAAGACAGAGCCCUCGAUCGAAUAGGUCAGGUUCCUGCUCACAACACAAAGGGGAGCCAAGUAUUGGAAGCAUCAAGUGCAAAUCUGCCUUUUUUUCAAUACUUCCAUGGGAUCUCGCAUUGGAGCGGGAUGGCGUAUUUAUACAUAUCGUUUAGGUCGCUGAUUAAAACAUCAAUCGUGCGAGUUGCAAAGCCGUCAACGACCCUCGAGCUCGUCACAUCUCUUCCCCGAAAGCAUAGAUUCAACUUGGAGCUGGCCAGGCGGUGAAUGAAAACCGACGUCUCAGACAGCCUUUCUUGACGACCCUUUGUUACAGCCUCGCAUCGCUCAAACUUGCCUAUCCGCAUUCCGACAUACUUAGCUCUCCGGGGGCAAAAAGGAAACUUCGUUUGUGAGACGUCGCCGGUUGCAACAAAUACGUUGGUCCCUGGUGCACAAUCUGGGCAGGAUUUUAAUUUAUAGUGCCAACCCGCCAAGCUUUCGAAGGCCAGCUUUCGAUACGGACGGUCGUGAUAUACCUUUCCUACAACACUCAACCACAGCAGAUGGCCGAGUUGAGCGUUGCCCGUGUCUGACCUUGAAAGAACAUUGUGUAGUCGCGUUCGAACCAGUCGUGUCUCGAUGGAGGGUUGAAAGCCAUGGCAAGUCGGUCAUCCUCAAAGACGUCGGUAGGUUUGAUAAGCCCACGCCUCAGCAGGCUUUCCUUCUCAAAAGGCUGGUAGGCCUGAUGGAGUGGCGUCAGCGAAGACCUGAAUGCAGGCAUACACAACCAGUCAUCGAUGCAUUGAGUUGCGUAGGAUUUUCAUACGUGUGGGGUAUCGUGACAGCACAUCCGAAGAGGCCUCUGUCUGUUGGCCGAGAUGUAGAUCACAGCUAGCUGGCUUUUCUCCUUCACUUCCUUACGGUUGUCCACAAGGUGCCGCCCCUGCGUGAUGUUCUUCGCAAAUGUCGCGAAUGACUCCCCCAAUACUCUCGUCAUAUCGAAGGGAUAAUUAAAGCGCCAGUCGCUCGCCUGCAUGGUCAAUCAAUACACUAUUCGAACAUUGCUUGUCAUGAGCGGGGGCCAACGAUCACUCACCACCAGGAUGUGGUCGAGUCCGCCGUUCCUCUUCCAUUGUGGCGUCUCCAUCACCUGGACAUCUGACUGGUGCCCAUAUUUCCACUUAUACUUUCUCACCUCCUUGACAGCCGUUGCUGCUAAGUCGUGGGCUUUCGUUCUGUUUCUGUCGUUGCAUGAGUUGUGAAGAAGCAACACUGCAGGCAAAUGAAUGAAUGAAUUAAUCCUGUACGUGUCUCCCUCAUUAUGUGUAGACAGACCCGGAUAGAUUGGGAGGACAUAGACGAGCGCUUUGUCAGGGUCAGACGUCCUCCAAGAAUCGUUCCACAACUGGUCCAGCCAGUAUAUCUCGUCAACGUUCUUCCUGUCCCCCAGCGGGAGUAGUGCAGGCCAGCGCCCCUCAAGGAUAUUCCGUGCGCUCUCUUGACACAUCCGAUACAGCGCUUUCAUUGCCGGCGUUCGAUAUAUGUAGAAUGGCACCUCCAUGUGGCGUUCCAAGGCCUCCAAGUCAGCAGAAUUGCUGUUGGUUUCUUGGAUAUCAUUGUGUUUGUGUCUUCUGUGGUUCAAGACGACACCGCGGGAGGACGGGCGGCCGCGGCGCAGCCUGGGAGGAGGAUAACUAUUGCAGCUGACACACAGACACAGACAGACACAUUGCAACAGGAACAGGUCCACAAAGGUAGGAAAUGUCUUCAUCGAUGAUUCAGAUGUAAACCAGGAUCAUUCGAAAAUGAUCUAUUAUUUAGAACCUUCCCAAAGGGGCGAGUCCUGACUGGAUUGACCACUGCGCGACGCUACUGGUCGGGCAUCUGCGUCUGGAACGCGUCCCGCCUGUCUGAGCGUUUCUGCGCGAGUCGACAUGCCAACUUGAAGCCGGCGCACGAAUGUGUAAGACAGCUUUUUUUCGUCUGAAGUCCGAAUGAAUGAUUCACCAGUGGGACAGAAACUCACC
This is a messenger RNA of Vitrella brassicaformis, 2537 nucleotides long. The record is from the annotation of a GenBank genome assembly. Lineage: Eukaryota; Vitrellaceae.